UUGCUCCACGGUUGGUGCGGAUGCUGCUGGGUUCCUGUACUGCGACGCGCCCCCAUCUCUGCUGCUGAUACCACAGUGUCUGUCCUUCUACAGCGACCACACACCUGCAAACGGAAAAAGGGUCAAGGAUAAAUUAACUAGCACUACAGCCACAUUAAGGCUGGUGGUUUAACAACUGAAUGUGGACACGACGCUAGCACAACGUUUGUAAAACAAAGUUGCGCUAAAUGUCAAGCUAACUUACUAGCUAUCAGAGGAAGUUAGCAAGCUAGCUAACGUGAUUUGCUGCUAGUGAUGGUCUUCUCUUUAAAACCUUAUGUUGUAGCUAGUUCAUCAUAGAAUAAUUUACAAGUCACUCAUUGCAGCGCAGGGGCUAUGCUAGUUACGGCGAGUUAUCGUGCUAACCAGUGUAAAAACCGAUACAUGAUUUAAAACAACUGCUAUUUUACAGCUAACGUUAACUCAAAGUGAAUGAGGGAGAGGGAUAAUUUAAGCACAGAUUGAAGCCAAUCACGUCUAAAAUGUUGAAUCUUUUAUUUUAGUUAAGAUCGUAUUGACUAGGUUAACCGUCCCUUUAUACUGACAGAAUAUCGAUAGUAGCAUCUACCAGAUUACAACUGUUUAAAACAGAUUAUAACCGUUUAAGAAAGAUCCACAAGUGAAAAUGGCUCCAAAAAAGAGACCAUUGCCCUUAACCAUUGCUCCUGCUGGCGGUGGGUUAUCCACCUCCCCCAACACUGAUGUUCCACCCGAGGCCAAUUUAGUGGCACUGAAAAGAAUAUUGGAGGAGUUGGACCUAGAUGACCAACAGAAAAAGAGGUUGGAAGCUUUCCUCACCCUGAAGGCCAAGGUGGGCGAGUUGAGAGAUGACGACUUCCAACGUGUCUGUGAGCUGGGGGCAGGCAAUGGAGGAGUCGUCAAUAAGGAAUGCCACAAGUCUUCAGGCAUAAUCAUGGCCAGAAAGCUCAUACAUCUUGAAAUCAAACCGGCAAUCAGAAACCAGAUCAUCCGAGAGCUUCAGGUGCUGCAUGAGUGUAACUCUCCCUACAUUGUGGGCUUCUAUGGAUCAUUUUACAACGAUGGAGAGAUCAGCAUCUGCAUGGAACACAUGGAUGGUGGAUCUCUUGACCAGGUGCUGAAAGAAGCAAAGAGGAUCCCUGAAGAAAUUCUGGGAAAAGUCAGCAUUGCUGUUUUGAGAGGCCUUGUGUACCUGAGAGAAAAACAUCAAAUCAUGCAUAGAGAUGUGAAGCCUUCAAACAUACUGGUGAACUCGCGUGGGGAAAUCAAGUUGUGUGACUUUGGUGUCAGCGGGCAGCUCAUCGACUCUAUGGCCAAUUCCUUCGUUGGAACAAGGUCCUACAUGUCGCCUGAGAGAUUGCAGGGAACCCACUAUUCUGUGCAGUCAGAUGUGUGGAGCAUGGGGCUGUCCCUUGUGGAGAUGUCAAUCGGACGCUUCCCCAUCCCUCCUCCUGAUGCUAAAGAACUGGAGGCCUUGUUUGGACGUCCCAUCUCGGGUGGUGGUGGAACAGAGACCCUCAGCACUUCACCCAGACCUAGACCACCGGGUCGACCUGUCAGCGGUCAUGGCCCUGCGAUGGCUAUCUUUGAACUACUGGACUACAUAGUAAAUGAGCCUCCUCCCAAACUACCACAUGGCGUCUUCACCUCUGAUUUCCAGGACUUUGUGACUAAGUGUCUCAUCAAAAAUCCAGCAGAAAGGGCUGACUUGAAAAUGCUGAUGAACCAUAUGUUUAUCAAGCGAUCCGAGGUGGAGGAGGUAGACUUUGCGGGCUGGCUUUGUAAAACCAUGGGGCUAAACCAACCUAGCACUCCCACACGCACUGCAGACUGAACACGAUAUGUACAUCUAGAACAUGGUAAAGCUGAUGCCUAUACCCUUACACCUAUACACACACAUACAGUAUACACACACACACACACACACAGUAUACACACAGUAUACACACACAGUAUACACACACAGUAUACACACACAGUAUACACACACACACACACACACACACACACACACACACACACACACACACACACACUGUUUGCCACGUCCUUUCUCAGGUGGACCUCCGUCUAUCACAGGAGCUCUACUGAAAUUUAAGACAGAAAGAUACAGGCUCUACAGCACUAGGGUUUCCAAUCAUGGCAGGUAAAUACAUAAAUGAAUGUGUUUUUUUAUGUCACAUUGUAUAAUCAUUUGUUUAUUUUACUUAAGAGGUUAGGUGUGUCUGUGUGGGCAAGUGAUGAGUGAAGCUAGGAUAUAUAUAUUUUUGUUGCAUUUUGUGAUGCGAGUGAUUUCUACAAAUUCUAAGAUGCCAAGUAAAGGUACAACUUUCAAUGCACCCUCCUUUUUUCCUCUGUCAGAGUUAACGUAAGCAGCAUUAUGAGCUUGUUGUGGUACCAUUAGAUACAUAUUUCCAACAACUGGCUUUAAGAUUAGUAGACCUUCAUCACUGGACAGUACAAAAACAAAGCUGCAUAUCCACUCGCUGAGCAUUCUCAGCUGAAACAACUGAUUAUUUCUUUGUGGUUGCUGUAAUGUUAACAACAGGACAUGGAUUUGCCAUUGAAGUGCAUCCUGUGUUGUGGCAGGAUUGGGGCAUUUUGCUCCUUUUGUGUUCUUCUAUUUGUGUACUUCCUCCUUUAAAUCUAAAGAUAUUGAUGUUUUUUAUGGUAAAAUCAUCACAAGAUUUGUCUUUAUAAUUUGUCGGAAACUGUCAAUAAAUAGUAUGUAUUGUCACAUGUCUUCAUAAACCAGACUAUCGCUU
This is a messenger RNA of Notothenia coriiceps (black rockcod), 2783 nucleotides long. Its product is annotated as dual specificity mitogen-activated protein kinase kinase 2-like. The record is from RefSeq and is a predicted model, not a curated record. Gene Ontology annotation, biological process: protein phosphorylation. Gene Ontology annotation, molecular function: ATP binding; protein kinase activity. Lineage: Eukaryota; Metazoa; Chordata; Actinopteri; Perciformes; Nototheniidae. The transcript has 11 exons. Bases 665 to 1852 code for a protein of 395 amino acids.